AUGAUGGCUUAAUUAUAACAGAAAUUAUUAGAAAUAAUCGAAAAUCUCAUUAACAAUCCAAUAUCACUAGAAUUCGUGGAUCCCUAUGAUGACGAAGAUUAUAACAAAGUCAUUUUCAACAAAAUGGAUUUAACAACAAUAAAAAAAAAGCUCGAGUCAAAUAAAUACUUGAAUCAUACUGAAUUCUUUAAGGAUCUAGAUUUAGUCUGGAAGAAUUGCUAGUUAUAUAACCAAAAGGGAUCUAUAAUUUUUAAAUAAUCAAUGUAUUUGGAAUAACAAUGCAAAAGUUUAUAGAAGGUCAUUGAAGAUGAUUUCAAUUUAGGCAAGAAAAAAAAAAGGCAAAAUUAAGAAAGACCGCCCAUAUAAUAAUAAUCUUUUGAUUUUAGAUAAAAAAAUAAACCUAGUAAUGAAGCUUCCCGCCUUAAGUUUUGCCAUUCGAUAAAAAAUUUAGAAUAAGAACAAUUAAUAAAAAUAGUAAACUAUUUAGCUGAAUUUCAACCAGAAUGUCUUUCUCGAGAAGAAGAUAAAUUAGUUAUUGAUGUAAAAAAACUAGAUUCCAAAGCAUGUGAACAAAUAAAUUUGCUUUGA
Paramecium tetraurelia is the source of this 588-nucleotide messenger RNA. RefSeq lists its product as uncharacterized. The transcript is spliced from 4 exons. NCBI's taxonomy places the organism in Eukaryota, Ciliophora, Oligohymenophorea, Peniculida, Parameciidae. The record is from RefSeq and is a predicted model, not a curated record. Gene Ontology annotation, molecular function: protein binding.